AUGGUCGCUGGAGCGUACAAGACAAGCCCUGUAGGGCAAAAAUCCUACAAAAAUGGCUUUUCUGCCAAAAAGAACGGGUUUGCAGCGCACGAAAAGGAAAAACUAAAGGAAUUCAAAGAUUCUUUUGUGGAGGAAUUUGAAGAUACUCCGUUCCAAGUAGCAGUGUUGACCUAUCUGUCGUACUUCUUCUUGAUCCUCUUCGGUUACCUGCGUGACUUUCUUCGAAAAUACGGGCUUGAGAAAUCAAAAGCGCCCAAGGAACACGGAAAUAAGGUACGUUACGGGUUUUUUGGUUCUUUUUUUAAAAUCGAAUUUCCAGAUGAAGUGAAAUUCUGCAAGAUCGCACGAGUUGUUUGCAGUCAGCUGUCCGCUAGCGUAAAAUUGAUGUGAUACGACUCGAUCGAUUGUAGGCGUCAACCAAAAGCUAUUGUUAAAGGUUGAAGCUUUCUUUACUAUACUUGAACUAAAGACCUUUAUAUUGAGAGUGUACACCGGACAAAUUUGUUUGUGUAAUUGGGGUUUGCGUUAGUUUUCCACAAACACGAGGCACGCAUCACGUACACUGUACAAGCAGUUUCGUAAUGUUUUGAUGCAUUUAUGCACUGUCGGGGACGAGUGUGUACCCGAGUGUGUCGUCAUCGACAAAGAAUGCAAUGUUUCAUUUGUUAUGUGCUGUUUACUAUUUGACUUCAUUUUAAUUUUUGGCAAUGUUCGUUUUUAGCUAUCAUCUUGAAGGAUAUAUAAAAUGACGUUUUUUAUCCUUACACUAUUCAAGUGAAAAUACUCUCUGAUAUGAAUUUUUAGCAUACACUGUCACAUCUAAGUCACCCUGUGAAAUUUAUACAAUUACAUAACUCCAAUACAAGAAGUUUUAUUUAAAAAAGAGAUUGUUUUAUUUCAUAGUAGUGUAAAUCAUUAUUAUGUGUACCUUGGAUAUGGAGGAUAAGGGGAACCCUCUCAGAACUCUUUCUAGAAUACAUCAGUUUUUCAAAAAAAUAUGGACAUUCAAUGUUCAGAUACUUUUCUCUGAUAGGCAAAACUUUUGGAUACAGUGCUGAAACAUACAUGAGGUAAAGUUGAGGUUACAAAAUACUUGCAGAUACCCCGAUGAGAAAACAACACAGAUUUAAUCUUCAGGAAUUCUAUGUAAAAUAAUCAAUUAUUUUAUGUGAUGGCCUAGCUGAAGAAAGUACUGUACAGUUUUAUACAAAACUAAGCAAAUUUUGGAUACUUAUAGGGGGAUUAACUAAUUUUUAUUGUUGUUUGCGGUCUUGUUUUCCUACACCAGUACAGGGAUGCAUCCAGGAAGAAUGUGACACCAAAGACGCAAGCUUACGAUUUUCUUUUUUCGGGGGUGGGGUGGGGGGGGGGCUGUGGGGGUCACUCAGAAGAAUCCAUGCAUUUUAAUUUUUAGCCUCAUUUCCUUUUAUUGUCAACACCUUGAGAAUCUUGUAUAAUGAGGUGAAAACCCGUCUACAAUAAAUUCACACUUUAUUUAGGCAGCAGAAUUCAGAGCUUGAAGAACAUUUGAAUUUUGGCUUGAGUUUGACUCUGAUACUAGUGAAAAAUUCUUUUUAUAAAAGAACCACAGUGGAGAAGAUGCGGUUAAAAGUUCAAGCUGCCCUAAGGCAUUAACUGUGUAUUAGCCACUGGAGACUCAUUUGCAAAGAUAUUAUGUAACAUUAUUAUAAUGAUGUUAUGUAACAUUAUAUACAUUAUAAUGAUAUUAUGUAACAUGGAUUUUUUAUUAUUAUAAUUUUCAGGGCUUUGUCCCCCUGUAUGCAGAUUUUGAAAGCUUCUACACCAGAAAUCUGUACACUAGAAUACGAGACUGUUGGAACAGGCCAAUUUGUAGUGUUCCAGGUGACACUAUCAAGAUUCUUGAUAGAGCUUCAGAUGAUUAUGGAUGGUCAUUCAGGUAACAGAAUUUAACUGGAUAAAAAUUUUUUUGACUUGUUGUCCUGUAGGAACAAGUCGAACUACAGCCUUGGUCAAAACAUCUCGGGACACUUGAGGAAAUUAGGUACAAAGAUGUACUUUGCUAAGUUAACUCAUAUUCUACCUCUUAAGAAUGCUUGGGGAUGUUCUCAUAAGGAGCUUUUUCUGCUGUCCCCCUCUCCCCCAAGCAGUGUUGAUUGUGUUAAAUUAAAACUUGAAACCAUGAUGUCAAUACUGCACCAGGGGAAAUGGGGGGAGGGAAGAUGCCUCAAUUUGAUGAGCUGUUGCGUUAGUGUCCCAAGAGCUUUGACCAGAGUUGUAGUAUUAAUGUCUUUUGUUAUUCUAAUCAAAGCAGUAGCUGUUUUGAUGUAGGGAUAUUGUAGUUACUUGGUUACUUGAAGAAUUUGAAUACUAAUUUUUGCCUUUUUUUCUUGUUCCAUAAGUUUGAGCUGCUGUACUGCACAGUUCCUUUAUUAUUUUGCAGCGUUUUUGUUCAAUAAAUUAAUAUUUGGGUCUGAAUUUUAUCCUUGGUUUGAUCUGAUUUACACUGUCAUUUGGUUCAGACUUUGUUUUUGUGUAUGCUUAUUUCUUUAUGAUAAUAAGUAUAAACUGAACCACAAUAUACAAUGUACAGCUGUAUUCCAAAGAAGCUGUAAAGCUGUAGACAAAAGCAUGAUGUGCUAGUCUGUAUGCAUUAAUUAUCCUGCUCUAGGGAAUAUUUUUUUCAAGUCAAAAUUAUUAUCCAGGUUAAAAUUUUUGAACCUACAGCUGUAGGUUGAUUCUCGAUUUUGUUUGUGUCGUAGUCCCAAUUCAUGAAUAAUUAUGCAUUAGUCAAUUCCACCUGCACCCAGCCAGAACAUCUUUUCAUAUUUAUAAAACUGUUCAUAACAUAUAACUUUACAGCACUCUAUUAAUUUUAAUGUCAAUAAUUUUAUAUCAAUACUAAAACCAUAAACUGGUGCAUGUCAUUGUUAGAAUCCUAGCGCGUCGUUAGAAUCCUAGCACUAUUACAAAGGAAGACGUUAAUUGAAACAAAAAAAUCGAACAUUAAAAUGCUAAAAUGGUGCUAUGCGACUGUGUGAUCAAUGAAAAAUGUUGCAGCGUUGACGGAGGACGGGGCAUUUGCCGUCUUUUUUUGUCCCCACCCCCGGUAAUUUGCCAUCCAAGGCAAAAAAAUGCCAAUGCCCGGGGGUCAACCGGGGGCAGGGGUGGGGGGUUGGGGGGUUAGGGGGGCUGGGCGCAGGUGGAAUUAACUGAUGCAUUAGGGCUAGGAGACAAAGGAAAUUAAGAUUCAACCUAGGUUAAAAAUUUCAAUGUGAAUGUAAUUUUGACCUGUAAAAUAUGCACUGGAUGGUCUAAGCUUCAGUCUAGAUCAGCUAUUGUUACUUGCUUGCCAGUGUGAUCCUGUUAGCUUCCAUGUUUUGACACUAAUAAACCUAGUCAGGUAUAGCAGGCAACUCUUUGUUGAGUUGUUCUUUUACUGGCUUUCAUGCUUUGAAAAAAGAAUGAUCAUUAUAUCACUUACAUAUGUUUGCCUCCUUUUCAAGGCAAACUGGACAAAGUACAAAGGCUCUCAACCUUGGCUCAUACAACUACCUUGGGUUUGCGGAGAAUGUUGGAUCGUGUGCAGAGGCUGCAGAGGAGGCAGUAAAACAAUAUGGCGUGGGAGGAUGUAGCCCACGACAUGAGUAUGGUAAAGACUCAUACAGUAUUCAAACUUGUACACUUUUUCAAUGAAGCUAUUAUGGUUCCUGUGAAGGUGAAAAGGUUCAGUUAUCUAUGAUAAGAAUUAAAUUUGUGGCUUGCAGAUUGUCAUAACCAGAUUAUGCAGAGCUUGACAUCAAAGGGUUGCCCACAUUCCCAGGGCGACUAAAAAUUUUGUUGGGGCAAUUUAGUCUCAGAGUCUAGUUGCCCUAUUGAUCAACUGUUAAUUUCUGGGAAUCUGGUUUCUGGGUAAUUAAUCUUCUUUAUGAUUUUGAACACUUGUGCUUUUCCAUUGAUUGGAUAGACUAGUGGCUAACAAACGAAUCGUAAACAGCUUUUCAAACGUUUUAACAACAGAAUUGACCAGUCUGAUUGCAAAAUCCACUAGCCCUGGGCUACUAGACACAGCUUUCUUUGCCAGCGCCCCACGCUGCAACCAUUUUAGUUGUCAUGGGGAGUGAAAAAAGAUAUUGAAAACUAAACUUGCAGCGAAAGUCUCCAAUUUGGCCAAGGUGUACAACGUUCCCUUUUUCAUCUAACGUUAAAUUUAGAUGAAAAUUUGCAACUCUAGAAAUAAUAUUUAUGCUCCAUAUUCAAGACAAUAGUGAACUUAAGCAAAGACGUCUUUGAGCGACGCACGUCAACUGGAAGUGUUUUUUUUUUCAUUUUUGGAUAGUGGUUUUGCCCAUAUUUUAGGACAACUCGUCUCUAUAAUAGUUAAGACACUUAAAAAUACAAAUUUGGGAGUGUCAAGGUGCUUUAAAAUUAAAAAGACCUCACUUCCGGUUGACGUGCGUCGCUCAAAAACGCCUUUGCUUAAGCUCCCUAAUAUCUGUCUUUUCACCCUGGUUGUUCCAGUGUCAACCACGGGGCAUCUAAAUUCGAUUGCGAUGUAGGCUUGAUAGUUGGGCAUCCAUUUUGAUAAGACGAGUGGGAACUGGGUCUGAUGACAACAAGAAUGGGGGUAUCAUGUUGCAACGGCUCUUUAGAUGUCAAGCAAGUUUACAAAAUAAUGAGCAUCAAGGGCUAUAAUCAAAUCACAUGGUUAAGAAUUUGUUUGACAAAUAGGUAUGAUGCGAAAACAGAUUUCCCAUGAGAAAAAGUAUUCAUUGCACGUUCUCUGGUGAAAAAUAAAGUUGGAAAAAUGUGUCUGUUCUUAAAAAUAAUCAGAGUUUCAUGCUUUCAUCCAAAGUGUACAAUACUCCAGUAUUAAUUAAAGCAAUGCUGGAAACUGUAUUAUUGUAGAUUUGACUUGUUUUAGUAGCCGCCAUUGAGAUCAGACAAAAAUUUCGUGCCAGACAGGGUACUGCAAUAAAUGGGUUUGCAUGUGUCUAAAAUAAAUAGCUGCUACACAAAAGGAAAAGUACAACCUUUCUUUUAUUUCAUCAUUCAAUGGAGUUUUCAACGAUGUGCGAGGUAGAUGACAUUUUGAGAAAUUUGAAGGCUAUUUUUGCUGCUGGAGAUCUAUUUGCUGCAGAAAAAGCUACUGAAACUUGGCAAAAUAUGAAUCAAUUAAUAUGGAAGGAAACUGUUUCAGAAAUAUACUUCAGAAGCUUACGUGAGGAUCAAUAUACUUUGAACAGCUUCAUGCAAAACACAUGAAAAAUGAAGUACUGGUAAUGAAUUUGGUCAGUGGUAUAACCCUUCGUGUAAAAUUACAUCUGGCUUUUUUUUAGUGGCGACCAAUAUUUUAUGUCAGGUGACCAUUUUAUACUUUUAGGUAGACUUUGAAAAAAAUUGAGCUUGGUGCACUGUUUGGACGCUGUUUGUUCAUGUAGUGUUUCCCCGGGUGCCUUUAAUGUAGAUGUUACAGGUCAAAUUAUGGUCUGUUUCUCUCCCCUGCAGGUACUCUGGAAAACCUGCAUGAUGAGUUAGAACAUCUUGUUGCACGGUUUAUUGGCAAACCAGCUGCUAUGACGUUUGGUAUGGGCUUUGCUACCAACUCAACUAACAUACCANAUGAAGUACUGGUAAUGAAUUUGGUCAGUGGUAUAACCCUUCGUGUAAAAUUACAUCUGGCUUUUUUUUAGUGGCGACCAAUAUUUUAUGUCAGGUGACCAUUUUAUACUUUUAGGUAGACUUUGAAAAAAAUUGAGCUUGGUGCACUGUUUGGACGCUGUUUGUUCAUGUAGUGUUUCCCCGGGUGCCUUUAAUGUAGAUGUUACAGGUCAAAUUAUGGUCUGUUUCUCUCCCCUGCAGGUACUCUGGAAAACCUGCAUGAUGAGUUAGAACAUCUUGUUGCACGGUUUAUUGGCAAACCAGCUGCUAUGACGUUUGGUAUGGGCUUUGCUACCAACUCAACUAACAUACCAACCCUGGUAGGUAAAGGAGACCUGAUAGUCAGUGAUGAGCUGAACCAUGCGUCACUUGUAUUGGGAGCUAGAUUGUCAGGAGCUAAAAUUAAGGUCUUCAAACAUAAUGGUAAGAAUUCUUCCAGUUAUCUUUCAUUAGUAGUUGGUGCCCACGGUGUAGAGAGGAGACGUCAUUACAUCACAUGUCCAUGGUAGCAAAAUUUCUGGAUCUCAACUAACCAUGGUCCUGCAAAUAUGACAGAAAAAAACAAAAAAUUGACAUCGGUGACUUUCCUGUGCAUGAUUGCACUCAGAAACAGACUGUAAGCUCUUACUUUUCUUCCAUCGUUCAACAAUGCAAAUGGCCGCCUCUGUCAAGAAAGAUUAUUGAGAUCCAGAAAGUUUGCAAUGUGGGCAACAUGAUGUCACACUUCUCCUCUCUGUUACUUCAGAUAACAUUAGAAGCAAAUGUUCUGUAACUUCAGCUGUACAUGUAGUUUUAAAUGUCAUAUGAAGACAGUCUCCUUUCAAGAAUCAUAUUAGGUAUAAAUGUACUUGUAAUUUAAACAAGUUUUAUUUUUUGUUUCUUUUAUGUUGCAUGGAAAUAUGUAUUAGCCUUUCUGCUACUCGAGAAUUUGUGAAAAUAUAGUUCAUAUAUGUCUUUAUGUGUGUUUACACAGGAUUUUUUUUGUAUAUUUCUCAGUAAGAUUUCUUACAAUUUGUUAAGUUAUAAUUAUUUUUUAACUGCCUUUAGAUAUGAAGAGUUUGGAGAAUAUUCUCCGUGAGUCAGUUGUCCAGGGGCAACCUCGCACCCACAGACCUUGGAGGAAAAUACUUAUCAUUGUUGAGGGUGUAUACAGGUGAGCUAAGAUUGGUGAAGCCAUAAAUAUGCAUUUUUGACCACACAUUUUUUGAGGACUAAAAUAUGAAAAAUCUCAAACAAGCUCUUUUGACCCUACAGUGUGCAAGCUUAGUGAUAGUAAUGGAGACAACUCGGUUGGUGAUUUUUGGAAAACACUGUCACAUUGCCAUUGAUGUAGAAAAUAAUAUUUAGCAAUUAUUAUUACAUUCGGCUUUCGUAUGAUCUGUAGAUAUCACUAAAUGUAUGUAUAAAUGUAAAACCAGAUCCAAUCACAAAUGAUAAUAUUUAUAUUUUAUUAUUCAUUCAAAAUAUUUCAAUACCAGUCUGGAAAAUUUGUAAGGGUUAACCUCCUUAAAGUAAGCGAUAAUUCUUUGUUUUCUUUUAUUUUUUUCUAGUAUGGAGGGCUCUAUUGUAAGACUCCCGGAAGUCAUUGCCCUUAAAAAGAAAUACAAAGCAUACCUUUUUCUGGAUGAGGCCCACAGCAUUGGUGCCAUGGGUCCUCGUGGAAGAGGCGUGACUGAUUACUUUGGAGUGGACCCUAAUGAUGUGGACAUCAUGAUGGGUACAUUUACCAAGAGUUUUGGUGCAGCAGGAGGGUAUAUUGCAGCAACUAAGGUGAGUUUACAUGUAAGAGUGCAGUUUAACUCUCUCUACAAUGGCCACUUGGGGGACAGAGGUAAUUGGCUGUUGUAAAGUAGUGACUUGAUGGAAAGGUAGACCAUUUUUGAGAGAAAGGGUAGGACAUUUUUAUUUUCAAAAACAUGUGACACAAUCAAAGAAUGUCAAUGAAACAGAAACCAAAUCUUCAGCUCAAAAAAUAAAAAAAAAAAUGUCAACAAAACAAAGCAUGCAAAGUAGGAUAUAAUAAUAUUGGCACAUUUGCUUUUGCAUUGUGGAUCUUGUAAUGGCCAUUGUGGAGAAGUUAUUUUGGCAGUUGGGACAGACUGAAGUGGCUGUUGCUACUGUGCAGUGGUGUUUGUUAGAGAGAGGUCAGAGAGAGGUAGAUUUAUUCUACCAAAGGCCACCUGGUCAGGGGUGAAUGCGUUAAUUAUGCGUUUCAGCUCAUGUGGAUCCACCUCCAUUGUACUGGUUUGUCAUCAGCAGUUUUAACAGUCCUUGACAACUUUGACACCUACAUGUAACUAAACCAUGCUCAAACUUGAUAUUUAGCCAAAUGUUUUAGCAUCAGAUCGAAUAGAAGUCCACAAAGUGCUUGAGUGUGCACUGUCACUCUUCAAAUUUAACAUCCUUGGCAUAAAACACUUCUAAAUGGUCUUGACAUUCUAUGAGUACCUUUUUGUAUAUAUUCUACUACAUGAAAUUCAAGUACAUAUAUAUAUUUUUAUUAGGAGUACACCUUCAAAGUUCCUGUCCUUGAUGAGAGAGGUACAUGUAGGGAGGGCUUAGAUGUUUCCCAAGGCUGCCAAGUUGCAUUUCCCAUAUUGUUGUAUGAUUAAUUAUAUUUGCACCCUUUAACUAACAAUAGGUUAACACUGGUUUCAUUUUACAGGAGAUAAUUGACCAUAUCAGAGGUUGUUCCCACAGUGCUGCAUAUGCUUCGUCCAUGUCACCACCUGUUGCCAUGCAAAUUAUUUCAUCUAUNUGUUUUAGCAUCAGAUCGAAUAGAAGUCCACAAAGUGCUUGAGUGUGCACUGUCACUCUUCAAAUUUAACAUCCUUGGCAUAAAACACUUCUAAAUGGUCUUGACAUUCUAUGAGUACCUUUUUGUAUAUAUUCUACUACAUGAAAUUCAAGUACAUAUAUAUAUUUUUAUUAGGAGUACACCUUCAAAGUUCCUGUCCUUGAUGAGAGAGGUACAUGUAGGGAGGGCUUAGAUGUUUCCCAAGGCUGCCAAGUUGCAUUUCCCAUAUUGUUGUAUGAUUAAUUAUAUUUGCACCCUUUAACUAACAAUAGGUUAACACUGGUUUCAUUUUACAGGAGAUAAUUGACCAUAUCAGAGGUUGUUCCCACAGUGCUGCAUAUGCUUCGUCCAUGUCACCACCUGUUGCCAUGCAAAUUAUUUCAUCUAUGAAGAUGAUUAUGGGUGAAGAUGGCACUGAUAAAGGUUAGUUUUAGUGCGUUGGCAAUUCAACAAAAAUUCUGGUUUGAAAUUUGGGAAAUUCCAUGUGCCCAGUGGAACAGUACAUUCCAGUUGCACAGACCCGACCCAAGCCACCACGUGUUUGGUUAUUGUUCUUGUAAGUAAGAUACAAAAGAGUGGUAUUGGGGACAACAAUUUUGUCAAAUGGAACGGGUCAUUUCGGUCCAACCGACCAAGAUAACCAGACUAGUCAAAGUGGACCACCUUCAAAGCUGGUCCCAAAUAUUCUGGUUAGACCAAACCGAAAUGGUCCGUUCCAUUUGAUGUAACAACUGAAAUUUCCAGAGUUUUGGGUUGAAUGGAAAGGGUCCAUGAUGAGCUACAUCUCAGCCAAUGUCAGCAAGCAGUAAAUUCUCUUCUCUUUUCCCCGUGAUGAUGUGUAAUGCAGCCAGCAAUAGUGGUGCAAUUUUUAGGAAGGCAAAAUCUGCUUCACCUUUGUACUGCCAUGCUCAUGUCUUUUUUUAUUUUAUCCCCUGACCAAAAUUGGGAGGUGUAGAAGAAGCACCCUUUGAUUUGCCCAGACUCCUUGAUGGUUACAUGAGAAGACAAAUUCACACACCCAAACAAAAAGGCCUGCAAUGCUGAUGAGGAAAACUUGUUUAACAUUACAGACCUUUUCACCCCUUGCUGAUCAUUUCUGUUUCUCUUAUGACUUUUUAUGUUUGAUUAAUUAGUGAUGUUGUGAAAAGAAAUUAGAAGCUUGGUAACUCAACAUUUUUAUUUCUUCUCUCACAGGAAAGAAGAGACUGACUGCUUUGGCCGAAAACAGCAAGUAAGAAAGAGAAAAAUACAUAUAGACCUUUUUGCCAAAUAUUUGACAGGCAUAAUAAUUAACAAAAGACUAUCAUGGGAUGCCCAAGGGACAUGGGUAUAUGUAUUUCCACAAACCCCUUCAUUUUUGGACAAUUCACACAAAGUUUGUUUAAUGUACGAUUUGAGUGAGAUAAUGGCGAUUUUUUAACCAUUGUGUUGGGUUUUAAAAAUGGGCAUUUGCCAGUUCAGUUCAGUUGAUUUAUUUGGACAAAGUAAAAUUCAAAAAUGAUUAGCUUGCAAGGGAGUGCAAAUUAAUAAUUAAGAGGAUUCAAAGUCCAGGCUUCCUAGUCAUGGAAAGUAAAGAUAAAAAUAAGUCUAAAUUUACAUCUAUGCCCUGUUUUUCAGGAGACCAACAGUUAUUGCUGCCUUCAAAUGCUCUUUAGACAAAUUUGACAUAAAAUGUGACAAAAAAGAAAGCCUUUCCUCUGCAUCUUAACCUUUUGAGAACAACACAAGUGGUUACACAAGCUGGGAACUACAUACUGUUACAAUGUACAUACCGGUUUACCCAGUUGGCAUCCCAUAAUACAAUGUGGUCUGUUAAGAUUACAGCGAAAGUCAUGUCCAGUAGCCCAGGGCUAGUAGAUUUUGUAUAGGGCUAGUGAGUUUUGUUCUUAACUUUGGGCAAGUGCUGUUUUUUGGGGGAAAUUCAAAUUACAGAAGGAUUGUAAUCAAUCCUGCUAAUCAAAAAGGGUUGUGGGGCUAGUUGAAAUGACUUUGUACAUGUUAGCUACAGCUUGCCCGAAUUGCAGGCUGUAAAACUGACUUUCUUUGCACCCUGAGAUUAGUUUAUUCAUGAGUCGACCCUGGUAUCAGUAAAAAGGAGUCUAUUAAUUCUUGUGUACAUGUAGAUUAUUGGGAUGGGAUUUCACAACACCUCAUGUUGUUUCUUUGUAGAUACUUCAGACAAAGACUCAAGAAAAUGGGAUUUAUUGUUUAUGGUCAUGAUGCCUCACCAGUCAUCCCUCUUCUUCUUUAUAUGCCUGCCAAAAUUGCGUAAGUGUUAACAUCUAGUUCAAGAUUUUGACAGUAGUUUGUUAUUAACCUUGUGGUAGAGUGCUUGUUGAAUUGGUCAAAAUGAUUUAAGUCAUUAUGCCAGAGUGCAAAAAAUAUGUAGGAUUUUUCAGAUGUGAUUUGAGCUAUUUUUGAGAAAAUAGGUCAGGGAGAAUUAUAUUAGUCGUUUUAGAAAUCAAGUGACUAAGCGAUGGUAUGACCUACAAAGGUAGCAUAUCAAAUUUUUUAGCAUUACCAGUAAUAUUAAUUUUCUGAAUAGGAUUUGAAAUCAUGUGAUGUGAGUGGUGUUAAUUAAACAAAUGUCUUCUGAUAAGUUUUAUCCAGCAUAUUGCUUGAAAAAGUUAACAGCCAGUGAAUUAUUCAGGACUGUCUUGUUAACAAGGGCACUGAUUAUUGUCUGAUGUACAAGUAUUUAAGUCAUCAUGUCAUGAAUAUCAUUUUUGAUUGAUUGGAGUGUAACAUGAUUGUUCUCAUGUCCCUGUUCUGUUUGUUGUUUAGUGCCUUUGGCCGUGAAAUGUUAAAGAGGAAUGUCGCUGUUGUUGUUGUUGGCUUUCCUGCCACUCCUUUGAUUGAGUCUCGUACCCGGUUCUGCAUGUCAGCAUCGCACACCCGUGAACAGCUGGAUAAGGCAAGUAAAAACAACAAUACACUGUAGCUUAUAGCAAAAACAAAAUUGACUGUAACUCUUUUAAUUUAUACAUUUACUGUCAUCAGUUGACUUGUUUUACUCCCUUGAAUGACCAAAAUCAAAAGCAAGAAAAGUUUUGAAUUUUAUUGUGUGAAAGUGAAUAUCGGAAUUUGAACAUUAUUGAUGCCAAAGUAUUACCAGAGAGGGUUUAUUAUGUGAAUGGUUACACCAUAAGUGACAAAGGGCCACGGGCCUGGGAUUUCCCCUGGCUACUAUGAGAGGAAACAAAAGGAAAAUACUGUAAAACAUAAAGAACUUUGUAGCUCAGCAGUUUCCCACCCACUAAACUGCUGUACCUGACAACUUGAAAUCUUAGUGACAGCAGUGAUAGUUUGCAGGUUUCACAGUCUUAAAAAUUUCUUGAAGUUUAGGGGAAGUCCCUGAAAAGUCCUUGAAUUCCAUAAUUUUCUUCAACCUUGAAUUUAGUGGCCUGGAAAGUGUUUUUAAACCUUUUUGGUUGUCCACUAACAGAAUGUAAAUCAUAGCUCAGAGAAGUUAAAGGUGACUUAGAUAAAGCCUUUUUUUGUUUUUUGCUAAAAUUAACUAUCAAUUUAAGACAAGUGAACCGAAAAAUGUAGAGAAGUUGGUGGAGCAAACAGCUCAAGCCUUUAAAGUCCUGUUAGAAUGGACUGGGAAUAUGCAUUUUUGUACAAUCUGUGAAAUUAAUUUCCAGGUAGCUGGUCCUUGAAAAUUGAAUGUGGUCCUUGAAAAGUGCUUAAAAAAGGGUUGUAAUUUUUUGCAUGAACCCUGGUGUGGAGAAGCUAAAAUGUUUGCUUAAUAUAUAUUGUGGCAGUUCACAUCAUCUUCAUUCUAUGGUCAAUUACAUGGACCAUACUUUCAUGUAUUUAAAUGAAAUAAACAACAUAAUUACCUUUCUCCCAAUGUACAUACGUGUACUUGUAUGGGUCUUCAUAGCUCAGGUGGCAGAGCACUGAAGCACUAAUUUGUGCAGAGGCCAUGGAUUUGAAUCCCUUUGAAACCCUGAAAUUAAUUCUUUUUCGGCCUAAAUUUGAAAUGUUGCUCAAAUUGCGAUUUUUUACAAAAAAACUGUUGUGGUCAUAUCCUCAUUUAGAUUUAACAUUUUUUCCUCUUACAUUUUAGGCCCUUGAAGCCAUUGAUGAAGUUGGAGAUAUUCUUCAGCUAAAGUAUUCCAAGCACACUAAAAACCUGAAAGCGUGACUUCCAGCUGUACUCACAGUCAAAAGUUAGUGUGCAGUGAGCAGCAACAGUUACACAGAUGAUGUGAAUGUAAGGGUUCUUACCAUAAGUCAGAAAUAGAUGGCUAGACCAAUCCUGUCAUAAAGAUAAUUAUUCCACUGUUAGGCAGAAUUUACCAUACUAUUUCUACCUUGCAUACAGUUAAAAGGAAAGCCCAUUCCUUAAAUUGUAUGAAAGGUAGAAAUGUAUCAAGCAAAAACUUUCAAAAAUAACCAAUUUUAUUUUAAAAAAAGCUGGUCCAACAGGCAGGCCAGUUCUGGCUUUUGGCAAGCGCCUGAAGUCUUACUAACUUUUUUUUUUCAAAAAAGGAUGAAAAUACAGUAUCUAUGCAUAGUUGGUCUGAACUAGGUGUCAGUUGCUUUUUUGUUAUGAGCAAGGAACUUUAUCCAAGCAUACGCACGCUGUAAACAAGAAACACCAGUAGUAGUAUAGCAUGUGUAGCUGCCGGGUUUGAUGGCGAAAGGCAACAUGGGGUGUAUGAGCAAGUGGGAAAGCCGUAAAGAGAAUGAGGUGGAAACAUACUGUCCUUCACAACCUCCUUUCCCAACAAAAUCGGCAGCCAGGCAGGCUACACCAGUGGGCGUUUCUUGUUGUUGCAGAAACUACUGUUGGUUAGUCAGUAUGUUGUGGCAUAGAUGAUUGGUCAAUGUUUAUUUCAAUCUUUUGUGUCAUGUCAUUUGGUGAUUGCACCAAGCUUAAAACACCGAGCAACUACCACCAUUCAGCUGGUUAUACUAUAACAAAUUAUUGGACAUUGCAUUCUAAACAGGAUCUCAAACAGGACUGAUCAGUAAUAAUAACUAUUAAUUUUAUUGAUUAUUAAUAAUAACACUUUCUUUGAUCAAGCGCAAUCUUGAAAGAUCCUUAACAUCCUUUAAUUUUGUAUUUAUUUUCACUGUGAAAUUGAUACCCUCUCUUGCUUAUUUGAAUGACUCUUUUUUUUCCAAAUAAAAUCUGUAAGCAAUUUAAGUCAAUAACGAACAUUACAAUUUGUCAGAGUUGAAAGUCAAAUAUUAUUUUAUUAAAUGACCUUGCCUCAGAACCUACUUUUAAAGUUAAAAAUGUAUUAAAUUAGGAUAAAUAUAUUUGGGCAAAUAUCGUGGAUUUAAUUGUUGUAAAAAGGUACACUUCUCAGGUAAAAAAUUUUGUUAACUUGCUUUUCAUUUUUAUAGACCAAAUCAAUUUUACCGAAUGCUCUUCAUUUCUUUUGAUAACGUUUUCACAACGUUGAUUGUAGGAUUACUUAUUUAAACAGCAAGACUGUAUAUUUACAAGUUAGUUUUAUAUAGGAAUAGACAGUAAGUAAGGUACAAAUAAUGGGAAUAGAACAUUUUUAUGGGCUGUUUACAAUUUACGUGAAGGGAAGAAGAUCCUAGCACCAGGAGGAUCCUAGAAGAUGGAUAAUCCUAGCGCCACAUGUUUUCUGUACUCACUUAACACGGAAAAAGUUGUGCUUGUCCCUAGCGCAAGGAUCUUCCUAAUACUCUUGAUAUAUAAGGGGGUAGGAAGAUCCCAGUAUUAGGAAAAUCCUAGCACCAUGGAAACUGCUUUCGCGAGGAAGAUCCUAGUACUAAGGACAAACAGAACAAAAAUGGCGGCGAGUAGUUCGGUAGGUGAUCUUUAAUCUGCAAUUCCUUCUCUAUACGAACCGAAAUUUUUGUAUGUAAACCCAACGAAAAGUUGUUCCGCCUUCCAGGGUCUUCCUGGUGCUAGGAUCUUCCUUCCUUUAGGUAAACAGCUCCCCAGUUGGUAAUGAAUAGGCAGUUACCUUUGCCGCGUCAUUUCUUUCCUAUUUAAAGUAUAACAGAUAAGACAUUGUUGUCAUUUAAAGGGGAAUACAGUGUAAGUCUUUAUGUUUUAUAAUUGCAACAGAAAUUCCCGGGGGGAUGGGGGGGAAUAAGCAAAGUGUUAUACCUUGAGGCUCCGCCUUAAGGUCCAACCCCUUACGGCUUUUAUAUACCAUUUUUGACAGAAAAGGUACCCCUUUCGUAAACCUUCCGUUAAAAAAAAUGUUACCCUUUAAAUAUACGUAUUAUUUACCUGUAGCCGAAAAAGGGACGCCUUUCGGUCGGAGCCUCUCCGUGUAGGCCGUUAUAAGGAGUGCUCCCGGGGGGG
Molecule: messenger RNA, 14744 nt
Organism: Porites evermanni
Lineage: Eukaryota; Metazoa; Cnidaria; Anthozoa; Scleractinia; Poritidae
Source: the annotation of a GenBank genome assembly